Messenger RNA from Plectropomus leopardus (leopard coralgrouper), 1238 nucleotides. NCBI's taxonomy places the organism in Eukaryota, Metazoa, Chordata, Actinopteri, Perciformes, Serranidae. The record is from RefSeq and is a predicted model, not a curated record.
CCUCCUCUCCUUUUUCAGUGAGCAGACAUGCUGGCUCCACAGCUGCUCCUCAAGACUCUGGAAGGACUGCGCAAAGAUGACUUCGAAACUUUUAAGUGGUAUCUCACAAUGGAGGUCCUGGAGGGCUGCAGUCCAAUUCCUGUUUGCCAUCUGGAGGAGGCAUCCCGAACGAACACUGUGAAAAGGAUGACAGAGAACUACGGCGAAGAUUCGGCUGUGAAAAUCACUAUUGAGAUCCUGAAGAAGCUGGGAAACAACAACGCUGCAGAGGAGUUAAAGAAAAAAUAUGCAGCAUCUCCCGCGGCUCCAGUAGCACCUCCCGCUGCUCCCGUAGCACCUCCUGCUGCUCCUGCUACAAUAUCAGCUCAGAGUGGAUCUGUGAUUAUCGCUCCGACAAUCACCGGUUCCACAGCUGGGACGUGGAAUGUAAACGUCACUAGAUAAACCAAUGGAACACAACCAGACUGGGGAAAGGGGAUAAAGAUUUCUAUAUUUUUAAAUAACUGGUAAAUAAAUAGAUAACGAACAUCUAGUAGUUCUUAGUAAAAUGGAAACAUUUGCAGGUUAUAGAACCGGUGGGAGUCCUCCAGCUCCAGACGGACUAAUUUAAAGAAAAUUUUACUUAAACAGUUUACUUAAAAACCCAAAGGCACUUAAACUGACUUAAAGCACCAGUGGGGACAAAGGCUGACUGUCGUGCUGUAACACGUCACCUGCUUGGCCAAAAACUUACACCUGAACACACCGUGAAGCUCAAUCAACAGGCUCACUAUGUUCAAUCAGCCAAAAAAAAACAGCCAACACUGCCAACUAGUGCCGUCAGUGUGGGACACACUGCAAAGACCACAGCAACAGACACUCGACGACAGCACAACAUUCAGCGAUGGUGGACAGUGGCUUGGUGUGUCAGGGCCCUCAGUCUCCAUAUUAGCAUUUGUAAGCAUUACACAGACAUUUAAUACAUGCUUUAUGAGUCACCAUCAUGUAAUUGUAGUCAGAUGAAAGUACAUUUUAGUGUAUAUUAAUGCAUCUGUAAUAACUUCUCUUAUCCCCUAACGAUGUUUUGUUUAAUAAUGACUAUGUCCUUUACAAUGAUGUGACAACAGAUCUGGCCGUAUAUAUAUUUCCUUUUUAGUGUUGUUCUUAGAACAAGCACCCUCACUACAUUUGAGUACAUUUUGUAUUUUUAAAAAUUGUGAGAAAUGUGUUUUUUUCUAAAUAAACGACAACAAAAACAA